UGGUGUCCUCGAAGCCGCCCCAGUCCGCGGCCGCCCCGCCCCUGCCGCCCCCCGCUGGGGGGGCGCCGGCUCCCGACAUCCUGCCGCCUGGCCGCGCCGCGCUACUGGGGUCUCCCGACAGCUGCAGCCAAACAGCUCGGGCAGCGGAUGUGACGCACACCCUGCCUGGGACGUGGAAGCUGGGCUUCCCUCUCGCGAGAGUUCCCCUUAGGUGCUAUCGUGGUGGUGGCGGAAGCGUAAAACAAAACAAAACACCUCAAGCAAAUAAAAGAGAAACGCAAAUUGAGACCCGGCAGCCAAAGGAGACGUCCUCCGAGCUGCCACGCACAGCAUGGCGGAGCAGCACAUCAGACUCUUAGUGCGCCUGCGCAGGGAGGGCACAAACACCGGGAGGUCUUGUACACAACGCGCCCACCUAGCGUCACGUGACGGGCAGGAGUUGCGUGCUUGCGUCACGUGGGCAAGAUGGCGGAGCCCGGCAGCGUGGAGGAGAUGCGGAGCCGCGUGGUGCUUGGCGAGUUCGGCGUCCGCCACGUGCACACCACGGACUUCCCCGGCAGCUACCCGGGCUACACCGACGCUUGGGACCCGGUCACUUUCCGCCAGGGUUUCCACGUAGACGUGACCCACAUGGACGAGGGGCUGCUGGAGUUCGAUCUGGUGGGCAUUGAUGCUGCCAUUGCCAAUGCCUUCCGCCGCAUCCUGCUGGCCGAGGUAGGGCUUGUGCUGGGCUCCACUCAGGGUCGGACCGAGCACCAGGUUUGGGGUCAGGAGGGAUUUUGCUGCGUGGCGAGAUUAGUUUGGGCUGUGGGGGGAUUUGCCUUGCUCUGUAGCAUGGGUGCAGGCCUCUGCCCAGGACUGCUCAAUAUUUUGAAGAAGCAGGAUGGUGGCUCUCGUGGGUCCUUGGCUUGACCUGUAGCAGGUUGGGGUGUCGGGUCUAUGCUGUGUCAGGGUUGCAGUCAGUCAGGUGUAGCGGUUGUGGUUCUUGUGAGAUGGUGUGGACAAAAACAAUCCUGCC
Messenger RNA from Gavialis gangeticus (Gharial), 1018 nucleotides. RefSeq names its product DNA-directed RNA polymerases I and III subunit RPAC1-like. The coding region runs from base 466 to 912 and encodes 148 amino acids. Lineage: Eukaryota; Metazoa; Chordata; Crocodylia; Gavialidae. The record is from RefSeq and is a predicted model, not a curated record. The transcript has 4 exons. Gene Ontology annotation, biological process: DNA-templated transcription. Gene Ontology annotation, molecular function: protein dimerization activity. Gene Ontology annotation, cellular component: RNA polymerase I complex; RNA polymerase III complex.